AGUAUGGUUUGGGACGCGGAAGGGGGAAGACGCAGGUGUGUUGCUCCGUGUUGCUCAUCGGCCUUGCUCGCGUCGCUUUCACCUGCCAGUCUCCCACGCGCGACUCCGCUCUCAAACACUUCGCCGUUGCAUCACUACCACCAAAGGCUCUAGCUGAAGUGCAACGGGUUCUCAAGGGUGUUUUUACGGUUUUAGUGACAGAUUAAUGAGGUUUGUACAUGAUUAAGAGGAGCAACAGACUUAAGGACCCGGGUAAACGUCUCUGUGGCCUUUGAAAAUAAUCUUGGUGAUUGAGAGAGUGGAAGAGACAGAGCUCCGGAGCGUUUCAGAACACGGGUCUCGCGCGCUGGAACCUCAACGGCUGCAUGUAUUUGCGACAGGGACAGAAUGAGCGUGUGAUAUUUAACCUUUAAGCAAGAGAGGGAGAAGAUAAGACAGACAGAGAGAGAGAGAGAGAGAGAGAGAGAGAGAGAGAGAGAGAGAGAGAGAGAGAGAGAGAGAGAGAGAGAGAGAGAGAGUAGGAAAAAAAUAUUAGUGCUGGAAACUCGAGUGCAUUUCAAUACCUAAGACAGACUACAUGCCCCCUGCCGCGCCCCCAGCCAAGGCCACACAGGGGCGCGGCGAUCCCCCUGCCAGAUGACCGCCGCCUCCCUGCCGCCCCUGAAGCAGUCAUGAAGUUCUUGUUCAGGAAGAAAUGCAAACAAGGAAAGAACUACGUGGAGAAGCUGCCGUGGGUGGCCAUCCAGAGCGACCUGCUGGAGGUGACCCUCGGCAGCCGCGGGGGCAGCCGCAGCGUCAGCCCGGGCCCGGAGGAGGGCGGGGCGGGCGGGGCUUGGUGUGUGCGGGUGUGCCUGCUGAGGCUGGUGCAGUUCGCCCUCCUGCUGGCCACGCUCGCCACUGUGGCUAACUUCGUGGCCUCAGCCCUGCUGGCCGCCCCAGCCCCACACCCACGCCCGCUGCUUCCGCCUGUGUCUGAGGACGCCCUACCCCACGCCGCCCCGACCACUCUCCUCGACCUGGACGACUUCGAGCUGUUGCACGAAGCUGAGGCCGCCUGCCAACCCGCGCGCCUCUUCUUCCUCUUCCUUGUGCACUCCCGACCCGACCACUUCCGCCAGCGGCAGGCCAUCCGCGCCACAUGGGGCAGCGCCCGGGACCUGGGCGAGGGCUGGGCCACCCGCACCGUGUUCCUGCUGGGGCGCGGCGGCGGCGGAGACGGCAACAGUGUGGUCCCGGACAGCAGCGUGUUUGACGUGGAGGGCGUGGUGGCGCGGGAGGCGGCGCGGCACGGGGACCUGGUGGUGGGCUCCUUUGUGGAUCACUACCACAACCUCACCUACAAGCACGUGAUGGCGCUGCGCUGGGCGGCGCGCCGCUGCUCCCACGCCAUCUUCCUAGUCAAGGCGGACGACGACGCCUUCAUCGACGUGCUGGCGCUGCGGGCGCUGCUGGGCCGCACCUUCAGCUUACCUCCGCCGCGCCGUACGCUGGCCUGCAACGCGCUCCCGGCGGGCACGCAGCCUCAGCGGACAGGCAAGUGGGCGGUGAGCCGCGAGGCUUACCCGUGGCCCGAGUACCCGCGCUACUGUGCCGGCCUGGCCUACCUGGUGACGCCCACGGUGGCUGACCUGCUGGCGCGCGCGGCGCAGGCGGAGGUGGCGCCCCGGGUGUGGGUGGACGAUGUGUGGGUGACGGGACUCCUGGCCGAGGCGCUUGACCUGCGGCCUCACUACCUCAACCUACGCUACUCCUACGACCACGACGAGGUGGCUGAGUGGGCGGCCAGUGCGCGCCCCGCCGCCCCGCCGCCCUACACCUUCGUGCACCUGGACGCCGCCCGCCCUGACUGGCGAUCCACGCUAGACACACUGUGGAGUCACGCCCUCACCGUCCACACCUCCCUGGCGCCCAAUGCCACCACAAAAGCACCGCCCGCGGCGUCGUAGCGACGGGGGUUGUGGAGCCUCUGUGCCAAAGUGCGUACAAACAACAGUAAUGGACACGAACCCGCCGCCUGUGUCGCCGCCGAGGGUCACCGAGGAUUGCGGCGGGGCUUCCAUAUUGUUGCGCCCGCCCUCCCCGGAAGCCCCGCCGCAGUCUGGGGAUGGGACGGUCACGACCUCCAUGACCUUCGAUGGCGGGUCGCUGACUUUCCGCAUGACGCUGAAUCAGCUCUAGAGGCCAAAGCUGAUGUGGGAAGCAGAUGACCCGCCGUCACAGGCGGCUGGUCCGCCGCCCCCACCCCGGCUUCUGUUGACAUGAGCCGCGCCGCAGCCACCGCUGUGACGCGCCGCCGUGCCGCCACGCAAGCACGGAAGUCGGAAGGUCAUUUUCCAGACGACAGACGACGGCCGGUGAGGGCCGGGGGCCGAGGACCCACCAGCCUGCAUCGCCAAAACCUGAUAAUCACGUCACGGCACGGCGCGGAGGCGCGCACCUCCCGCUCCGUGCCUGACACCACGCCGCGGCCCGCCAGGCACGCCCGUUAGGCAGCGCCGCGGCGCCGCUGGCAUCCCAGUCACUGUGCAUGACAAAUCUCACACAGGUAACGCUUACCUAACAAGUGCUCGUCUCGCGCGCCUAACGAACCGCCGCCUAACACGACCCGCAACGCUCCUCUCGCACCGAACCCCCAAGCACUAGACGCUCCGCCCCGCCAUGACUGUGCAAUGGCGGCCGCCGAUCACCCGUCAUAGUGGAGGCCCGGGCUGGCGUGGGCGUGACGUGGGCGGGCGUAGGAGACCGUUGGGGCAAAGUGUGAACACGUAAGGGAGAACAUUAACCCUUCACCAUGCCGCCAUCAUCCCCCUCCCUUCCCCCAUCAUCCUACCCCCCCUGCCUCAAACACUCUCCCCCUGCCCCCAACACCCUCUCACCCCUGCCCCCAUUAUUCUCUUCCCAUACUCCAUCUAAUCAGCAGACCUCUCCAUGGUCCCCUCAUCAGCCGUCCUCCACAUGCUCCCGCGUCACCAUUCAACCCAUCCUUGCCCUCACUUCACCCCUCCCCUGUCCUGCCUCCUCCACCCUCAUACACGAACUAAUCUGUGAUAUGUAAUUAUAUGUUGAAUAAAACCCAUAAGGAGA
Molecule: messenger RNA, 3084 nt
Organism: Scylla paramamosain (green mud crab)
Lineage: Eukaryota; Metazoa; Arthropoda; Malacostraca; Decapoda; Portunidae
Product: acetylgalactosaminyl-O-glycosyl-glycoprotein beta-1,3-N-acetylglucosaminyltransferase-like
Exons: 2
Coding region: 672-1946 (424 amino acids)
Cellular component (GO): Golgi membrane
Molecular function (GO): hexosyltransferase activity
Source: RefSeq, a predicted model, not a curated record